GUUCGUGGCUUUGUUAUUGUUGUUGUAAACUCACUGCGCUGCGAAUGUCUCGUAUACACAAUCACAAGAAUUCACGAAUAUUCGUACGAAUUGGUCUCAAGCGCUUGUGUUCCUACCCCCUAGUUGUUUUGUUGAAAAAAAAGAGUCCAUGUAAUCAGAUGAAAAAAGGUUAGUUGAUAACGAUAAGUUCAAUAAAAAUUACAACAUUUGGGACGACCGACGAAAAAUUGUUACACCAAGGUUACACGAAAAUUAGAAAUGAGGAUUCAUUUGGUUUCUUGGUGGAAGCAAACAACACAUCUGAAUGGAUAUGGAAAAUGUACUACAAAUAUGGCAUGGGCGGUUUCUUGGUCAUAAUUACAGUGCCGUCCAUUGCAUCGGUUUUAAUUUGUUGGCUAUUGAAUGGAAAUUUUGAUUUGACGCUCACCUUUCAUCCACUUAAAUUUCUUUUGCCUUGGGAUCAAACAACAUUGUUCGGAUAUUUUAGCGAGAUAAUUUACAAUAUUUUAAUUUCUGAAGCUUACAUGCUGUACAAUGGUGCGGUUCUUAUACCAUUUAUUUCGAUUUGUUUGCAUCAUUGGGCAUUUUAUAAAAUAUUUUGUCAUUUACUUCGCUAUUUGGAUCGUCACGAUGAAAAUCGAAACGACAAGGAGUUUGUGUGUGAUAUAAUCGAUUUCCAUAACUCGAUUAAAAGAUGGUUUUCGGAGUCGGCAAAAUUGUACGGCCCACAUCUUAUGGUUCAACUCAUUUGCAACAUGUUGAUGUUAGUUAUGCCUGUAUUCCAGCUGGAUCAGCUUAUUCUCAAACAAUUCGACAUCAAGAUUUUCGCCUUUUCAUUAUUAUGCAUAUCAACUAAUCUAUCGAACUUAUUUUUGUGCUGUUAUCUCGGUAAACUGGCAUCUGAGAGCUAUAGAAAAAUGGCUUACUCUUUGUAUGAAUGUAAUUGGUAUGAAUUUCCGUUGGACAUGCAAAGAUAUUUCAUUUUGAUGAUUGUCAACGCUCAGAUACCGCUUCAUUAUCACGGAUAUGGACUUAUCACGCUGCAUUUGGAAACAUUUUCUAAUUUGAUGAGAACCGUUUUUAAGUGUUAUAUGAUGUUCAAGACAUUGACGACAAAUUGAACUGGUUGAGGAGGAAUGAACAAAUUUAUGGGAUCUGUAUUGCGUCUUUUGACACCUUCAUGCUUCAAAGAAAUGGCCAGAAAUCAAGAUAUGGCCGAUUUAUAUGGAAAUCCUCCAUUAUUGCCAACAACUCCCAUUUAUCUCACAACAAUGAUACCAUCAUAGUUUUAUGUACCUACUUUUUAAGAAUGAUUGUCUUCGACCCAAUGUUCAUUGUUUACAUUUAUACACAUCAAUAAAAUACAACACAU
Sitodiplosis mosellana (orange wheat blossom midge) is the source of this 1372-nucleotide messenger RNA. RefSeq names its product odorant receptor 85b-like. NCBI's taxonomy places the organism in Eukaryota, Metazoa, Arthropoda, Insecta, Diptera, Cecidomyiidae. Gene Ontology annotation, cellular component: plasma membrane. The coding region runs from base 318 to 1121 and encodes 267 amino acids. Gene Ontology annotation, molecular function: odorant binding; olfactory receptor activity. The record is from RefSeq and is a predicted model, not a curated record. The transcript is spliced from 6 exons. Gene Ontology annotation, biological process: detection of chemical stimulus involved in sensory perception of smell; sensory perception of smell.